AUGGCUUCCACUGUUGAGUUGGCCUCCGCCUUUAUUGAGGGUGCCCCGCCCGGAGAGAUGUCGUCUCCGGCCCUGACCUCCGAGGGCGAUGACAUUAUUCCCUCGCUGCUGCCCGCGUUCAAGCGAUACAACGAGACCCAGCUUACAACAGUGAAGCUUCCCGGGUCAAGCCAGGAGGUCAUCGUCAGUGAAUUCAAUGCGCUAGAGGACAACCGCUAUUUUGAUCCUGAAAGCCAGACCUCUUUCGAGCUCGACCAUACCACACAGACUGCCUCUGGGGCACAAUCAUACCACCUGGAGUCCAGCAAUGCCGAUUUAAUCAAAUCGCUACUCAAGUCCUUCGGGGCUCACGCCCGUGAACACUACCCCAACUGCUCUUACGGCGUCUACCCCAUCGAGAACGACUCUGCCGUCGCUAUUCUCCUGGUCGCCAACCGAUACUCCCCCAACAACUUCUGGAACGGUCGCUUCCGUGCAUUUUACCAGGUCCCCGUCUCCUCGCCUUCCACUUUGACCGGUAAGAUCCAGGUCGAUGUACACUACUACGAGGACGGCAAUGUGGCACUCAACACCACCAAGCCCCUCAGCAUCAACAUUCCCUCCGUGUCCGCCGAGUCGAUUGUUUCCAAGAUCGCAGCAGCCGAGCGCGAUUACCAGGAGGCCUUGAACCGGGCGUUUGUGCAAACAGCAGAGGGUGCGUUCAAGGGUCUACGCAGACAACUUCCCAUCACACGUCAAAAGGUGGAGUGGGAGAAAGUCGGUGGAUACCGUCUGGGACAAGACAUCUCGGGCGGCAAAGGGCGAUAG
Molecule: messenger RNA, 807 nt
Organism: Penicillium olsonii
Lineage: Eukaryota; Fungi; Ascomycota; Eurotiomycetes; Eurotiales; Aspergillaceae
Source: the annotation of a GenBank genome assembly